CUGUCAGUAGCUAAUCCACGUCCCGGACAUGAACCCGGCUUUCUCUAAACCCUAAUACCCGAGUUGGAUAGAGCCCCUUCCACGCAGAAAUCAGCUAUUCUUUGCAACGGGAGGAAUUUCCGACGGAAAAUCGCAACCAUAUUUCUAAAACCUUUCCAAAUUCGCUGAAUUCCAUAACCUUAUCGAAGUUUUUUAGGUUAUUUCAAGACCGGCUGGUCGAUCUGCAAUCCAAGCACUUCUCGAUCUUUCGAAACUACUCCAAAAUUGCCCAGAUUGAAUUUCUCAAAUAGAUUUGAAAAGAAGAAAGAAGGAAAAAAGAUGAUUAGUUAUCCAGUUCAUCGUUAGGAUCUGAAAAUUGAACAUUCUAUGGUAGUAGGUUCAUGCUUAUUGAGGCGUAUAACUUCUUCUUCUUUAAUCGGAAACUUUUAUGUGAGGAAGCAGUUAUCGACUCUAAGUAAUGAGGAGAUUGUUUUCAGUGCAAUAUGUGUGAAUCUGAGGCAGAGGAGAUGGGGAUUCUUAGGGCAGAUUUCUUCAAUGUUGACAAAUUCACUAGUGGAUCGGGUGAUUCAGCAGUUUCAAAGGUCUCCGCGGUUAGCAUUGGAUUUUUUCAAUUGGGCUGGGCAGCAAAAGGGUUUUUCACAUAGCUUAGAGUCUUAUUGUACCGUAGUUCAUGUGAUGGUUAUUUCAAGGAGGUUUGAGGAUGCGCUGUCUCUCAUGAGAUAUUUAAUGCAGGAAAAGGGUGUUUCUGCCGUGCCUAUAUUGGAAACGUUGAUCGAUACUUAUGAUAUCUGCGCCUCAAGUCCAGCUGUCUUUGAUGCAUUGGUUAGAGCUUGUACUCAAGUCGGGGCUAGUGAGGAUGUUUAUGUGGUAAUCGAGAAGCUCAGGAUGGAAGGCUAUGGGAUCUCAAUUCAUGCUUGGAAUAACUUCUUGAAUCAUCUUUUGAAGCUGAAUGAUACUGGGAGGUUUUGGAAGAUGUACAGGGAAAUGUUCUUGAGAGGGUAUGUAGAAAAUAUGAAUACGUUCAAUUUAGUUAUUUAUGCUCUUUGCAAGGAAUGCAAAAUUUUGGAAGCUAUUUCAGUGUUUUAUCGGAUGUUGAAGAGAGGAAUCAUGCCCAACAUUGUUACUUUCAACCUCCUUAUUGAUGGAUGUUGCAAGAUUGGUGAUGUUGAUCUUGCUUUUGAUCUGCUGAAGACGAUGGAGGUCAUGUCAGGGAAUCAUGUAAAGCCCAAUUGCAUUACUUAUAACUGCCUCAUUAAUGGAUUCUGCAAAGCUGGAAAGGUGGCAGUUGCUGAAGAAAUUUUGGAAGACAUGCACAAAGUUGGGAUUGAGCCAAACGUACGGACAUAUGCGACUAUGAUCAAUGGGUACGCGAGUGAUGGGAGGAUCGAAGAUGCUUUUCGGUUGUGCGAUGAAAUGGUGCAGAAAGGUCUAAUGCCAAAUGCUGUUGUAUAUAACUCCGUAAUCAAUUGGCUGUUCAAGCAAGGAGAUUUAGAAGAAGUGUGUUUUCUAUUAUCAGAUAUGAUAGAAAAGCAUAUUCAUCCCGACCAAAUCACGUACUCUAUUCUUACAUGCAGUUGCUGCAAAAAUGGACAUCUGAAAGAAGCUAUGAAAUAUUUUAACAUGAUUAUAGAAGACAAGGACCUUGUUAAAGACGUUGUUCCAUACAAUAUUCUCAUUAAUUAUCUAUGCAAGAACAAGAAUAUUGAAGGAGCGAAGCAACUCUUGAGCAGUAUGUUUACCCGAGGGCUGAUCCCUGACCUGGUUACAUACAGCACUUUGAUUGAUGGGUACUGUAAGGAGGGGAAAAUAGCUGAUGCACUUGAAAUUUAUGAUGGAAUGGUGAAGGCUAGGCAAAGGCCAAAUUUGGUAACAUACAAUUCUAUCAUUAAUGGUCUUUGCAGGGAGUCAUCUGUGGACACUGCAAGGGUUGUGGUGAAUGAGAUGAGGAGCAGUUUACUAAUAGAUGUUAUAACCUUCAACACUUUGCUAAAUGGUUAUUUCAGCAUUCAAAAGAUUGGGGAUGCAUUUGCUUUUUGUCAUGAGAUGAGACAGUUUGAGACAUUAGCAAAUGAAGUAACUUACAAUAUUUUGAUUAAAUUUUUGUGCAAGUUUGGGUGUAUUCAACAGGCAAAAGAGCUCAUGAAGGUGAUGUUGGAUAGGGGCCUUGUUCCAGAUUGUAUUACUUAUACAAUUCUUAUUACUGAGUUCAAAAAGAAUUGCAAUGCACAUGAAGUAGUUGAGUUACACGAUUAUAUGGUACUUAGAGGAGUAAUUCCUGAUGAAUAUACAUAUAAUGCCAUUCUCUGCCCUCUUGUGAAAAAUUCAAAUAUGAAAAGUUGCACUGAGAUUUAACAUACUUGGGCAUGCAUGUUUUUGGAGCAGUGGUGUUAGCGAGCUGAAUGUGCAAUGUUGUCCAUUAAAAUAGUGACUUGGAGAUGGUUGGAACAUUCUGCUGAUGCAGCAGAUGAUCUUCUUCUUCAAUGUUCAUAUGGAUGGCCAUCUAUAAUAUUGCCAAAAUGGAAGACUCUUUCUGUUACCAAUGACUAGGCAUCUUGGUUGAUUACCACACCCUCACAGGCCCAUCUGAAAAAUUUGAAAAUGG
Magnolia sinica is the source of this 2602-nucleotide messenger RNA. Its product is annotated as pentatricopeptide repeat-containing protein At1g11710, mitochondrial. The record is from RefSeq and is a predicted model, not a curated record. Lineage: Eukaryota; Viridiplantae; Streptophyta; Magnoliopsida; Magnoliales; Magnoliaceae. The coding region runs from base 367 to 2352 and encodes 661 amino acids. Gene Ontology annotation, molecular function: protein binding. The transcript is spliced from 2 exons.